AAGCAAAAUUUGGUGGUAAAUUCAAAAUAAAAAAAAGGGGGGCCUAGAUGACAAUAAUAAAAAUUUUGGACCGUCUGUUUACUUGGGGCGGGAGAUUAAUUAAAGUUUGAUUAUGCAAACUUUAGGAAAAAGAGCUUCAUAUCUGUUUAUUACAGUAAUCAAAUUUCACAUUAAUUUGUUAUUUUAACCUCUUUUUAAAUAAUCCAAAAAAGAGAACAAAAUCAGCACAGAAAAGGAAGAAAAGGAGCAAAAACAACUCAAUCAGAAACGUUUCUGCUUUUAUGCCUGCUUGACUUAUUUUAAUGGCGCAUCUGUACGGAGCAGCUCCAUCUACAAACCCUGAACCCGAAGAAAUCUCCAUGUUCCUUAACCAACUCAUUCACAAUUCCUCUUCUUCGUGCAUGCAAUUCAAGGCCAAGUGUGUUCACUCUUUCCCGUCUCAAGUGCCGGAAUUGCCGACGUUGGUGGGUAAUUCUGGCGCCGGGAUGGCAGUAUCGGUUGAGGAUCGGAACCGGCUCAACGGAUCGGCUGUUCGAGCCGAGUCAGUGCCUCGAGCCAAUUUCUCCGAUCCUGAAACUUAUUUUGGAGCCAAUGUUAAAGAUAGCGCCGACAAUGCGUUGUCUUCUGCUGGUGAUUUCAGUUAUGACAGCGAGAAGGUUCCGGAAGCAUCGAAGGUGCCAUCAAUUCAGGAGCGGCCAAGGAGUUCAUUGAAGCGAAGCAGAGCAGCCGAAGUCCAUAACUUGUCGGAAAAGAGGAGGAGAAGUAGGAUAAAUGAGAAAAUGAAAGCGUUACAGGAUCUAAUCCCAAACUCCAAUAAGACGGAUAAGGCUUCGAUGCUUGACGAGGCGAUCGAGUACUUGAAGCAGCUUCAGCUUCAAGUACAGAUGUUAUCAAUGAGAAAUGGAUUGAGUUUGUACCCAAUGUACUUACCUGGAGUACUACAGCCAACGCAAAUGCCUCCCACAGGCAUGGAUUAUGAGGAGGGAAAUGGAUUCUUCAGUCCCAACGCAGGAGCAGGCACAUUUUCUUCAAAUGAAGAAAGCUCGAACACUACCUUUAAUCUUUCCAACCCAUGCCCCAUCUCAAAUCAGCCAAUUAUUGCACCUUCGGCUGCUAAUGUAUCUAAUUUCAAAGCUUCAUUUGGUUUUGAACCAUCUGCUGAGCCACAGUAUGGACCCUUCAGCCACUCCACAUCUUCUAAGGAAAUCUGUAAUGAAGGCAGGUCACAACUUCAAUUAGAGAUGAAUCGUGCUGGGAAUAACUCUUCAUCAGGUGUGUCUUAGCCAAGCAGAAAUUGUCGAGAAACUGAAUGUAAAAACCUGAGACCACCAUCACCAUGUCUAAAUCUUCCUCUGGUUCAAAAACCAUAGAAGCUGCAAAUGACAUUGAAACUGGUGACCUUUAUACUUGUUCCAGUUAUUUAUGUUAUAAAUUGUAACAGGUCGACACUAUGGGAUAGAUGCUACUGGCAUCCCUUUCAUAUCGUCCUUCCUCUGCAUAAAGUGAUAAUUACUAUCAUUUAUAAAUACAUGUUCUUUCUUUUUCCAGUUCUAUGGAGUUAAAAAUUGUUUUUUUUUUUUUUUUCAGUAUCUUCUUCUCAAGUAAAACGCUCCCCAUUCUAUCAAAAAUGUAGAAAUGAGCCUCAUUUCAUUUCAAUGAUGAGACCUUGAAUGGCUAACAAGUAACAAUUUGUUCAACCAUAUGUUAGGUUUUUUUAAGAAGAU
This is a messenger RNA of Durio zibethinus, 1724 nucleotides long. RefSeq lists its product as uncharacterized. Gene Ontology annotation, cellular component: nucleus. The record is from RefSeq and is a predicted model, not a curated record. Gene Ontology annotation, molecular function: protein dimerization activity. Lineage: Eukaryota; Viridiplantae; Streptophyta; Magnoliopsida; Malvales; Malvaceae.